AUGUGGGCACCAUUUGACACUUUGGAGGACUCUCAGUUUUGCAGCAGUGUUGCUGCGUUGUCUACUCAUGAAGUGCCCAGUGUUUCAUCUGUUACUCCAGUUGGGGUUUCCUUGCAGGACAUUGCUACCCAGAUAUCCUCUGCGGUAACUGAUGCCCUGGUGGCUUUUCCUACAUUACAGGGGAAGCGUAAAAGGAGAUAUAAGGAUUCAGGGAUUAAGGAUGACAGAUUGUUUAGGAAUCCUGGGAAAUUAAGCCCUCUGCUGUUACCACAAGAAACACAUGAAGUACAACUAUCUCCAACAUUUGGAGCCAAUGGUGACUGUACCAUAGAAGAAAUAAAUACCUUGGGGUCACCUAUAAGUACAGUCCCAACAUGUGUGGAUGAUGCUAAUGGAAUCAAAGACAGAGUUACAGAUGGCUUUGCUGAGAUGUUUUCUGUUGACGAAGAGGAGAAUCCACCAACUUCUGCUUGCAAUUUGUCCUCCAGUAUGGCUGCCCUGUUAUCUGGUCCCCUCCUGAAUCAGGAUAUAGAAGUUAGUAAUGUGUCUAUGAACAGAAGCCGGCUUUACCGGUCACCAUCUAUGCCAGAGAGAUUAGACCGACCUAUGUUAAAGAGACCUGUGAGACCUCAAGAUAAUGAAACUCCCGUUAGAAUUAAGAGGCGACGAAGCACCAAUAGCCCUUUACAACCAGAUGCAGAAGAGACUGCCAAGACAAGAAGAAUGGGUGGUACUCCUUUAAAGAAGACACUAUCUCUAUGUGAUGUUGAUAUUUCCCAAGUUUUGGAUGAGGACUGUGGUCACAGACACCUUAUUGGAGAUUUUACCAAGGUCUUUGCUUUGCCAACAGUCAUGGGAAGACACCAAGACCUUCGGUACAUCACUUCAGAAACGCUCUCAGCCUUAAUUCAUGGAGAAUUUAACAGUCUUGUGGAGAGGUUUUAUAUCAUUGACUGCCGUUACCCUUAUGAGUAUGAAGGAGGCCAUAUCCGGGGUGCAUUAAAUCUUGACAAACAAGAAGAGGUUUUGGAUUAUUUUCUAAAAACACCUCUGGUCCCUUCAGUGGUGCAAAAGCGAAUAAUCCUUAUAUUUCACUGUGAAUUCUCUUCUGAAAGAGGUCCAAAGAUGUGUCGAUUUCUAAGAGAGGAGGAUCGAGCUAGGAAUGAGUAUCCAAGCCUACAUUAUCCAGAGCUUUAUCUGCUGAAGGGAGGGUACAAAGAGUUUUUCCCGGAAUACAAGGAGCUGUGUGAGCCUCAGGGCUACUGCCCUAUGCAUCACCAAGAUUUCCGUGAAGAGUUACUAAAAUGUCGAACAAAGUGCAAAUCUUGGGUUGGGGAACGGAAGAGAAUGGAUCAGAUUUCCAGGCUGAUGAAACUGUAAUGAAGUGGCUGCUAAGCUUAUUCACGGCUAAAGUGAUACAUUAAGACUAAAAGGACCAAUUUUUUUUUAAAUACAUAGAAUGUUCUAAUAAUUACAACAGUUUGGACCAAUGGCACUACAUUGUUCAGUCCUAUGUUUACUUUCUAAGCACCACUGUCACUGUGAACUCCUUUUCAUAUAUGCACCUUAAAAUACAAUAUGCUAAUAUGGUGUAGUUUUAGUAGUGUGAAUUGCAUAUAUGCAGCAAAGAUUUCAUUAUAUUAGAAGUUUGUAGUCAAAUUGCAUGUACACCAGAGUAAUCAUUAUGUAUCAGAAGUGAAAUGAGAGGUAGACCACUAGAUGGCGCUGUAUCUCUUUGGAUGAGUGUUUUGAAGAAUUUCUGAUUUUAAUUAAAUUGGGUCAAUUAUAAUGACCAAGGUAUCUGACAAUAGCUGGGGUAAAAAAAAAAUCUUGGUGGGGGAUGUUUAAAACCUCAGUGUAUUCUUUUUUUUGUUGUUGUUUUUUUCUUUUGCAUGUAUUUAAUGUAUAAAGCAUUAAGAUAAUAUCUGUUUUAUAUAGUCAUCCCUGCUAUGUGAAUGAGUAUAUUGUGGUGUUAAUAGUCUUGGUCCAUAUUUCCCCAUUUCUUUGACAUAUAUA
Bombina bombina (fire-bellied toad) is the source of this 2016-nucleotide messenger RNA. RefSeq names its product M-phase inducer phosphatase 1-B-like. Gene Ontology annotation, cellular component: nucleus; cytoplasm. Lineage: Eukaryota; Metazoa; Chordata; Amphibia; Anura; Bombinatoridae. Gene Ontology annotation, biological process: protein dephosphorylation; positive regulation of G2/M transition of mitotic cell cycle; G2/M transition of mitotic cell cycle. The record is from RefSeq and is a predicted model, not a curated record. The transcript has 12 exons. Gene Ontology annotation, molecular function: protein tyrosine phosphatase activity. The coding region runs from base 1 to 1380 and encodes 459 amino acids.